CGCUCCACCAUCGUCGCGCUCUACCACCACCGCGGCCCAUAACCACCGUGCAGCGCCACCACCACGACGCCCAAUGCAUGUGAUGUGACAUUUGCGGGAUUCCAUUCAGUCUCAGUUAAAGACAAGGUUAGGUGUGAUUCUUCAUCUCCACAACCAGGAAAUCCCAAUGUAACUAAGAAAGAGGAAGAAGGUUGACAACAAGGAAUUUCAGAAGCUGGCUAUGAAUUAAUUGAUGGAAUAUAAUCAUAUGAGUUUUUGGGGGGCCCACCUAUGAAAGUUGAAUCGGAUGAAGAAGCAAAUGAACUUCUCCCGAACAUUGAAAAGGAGUCUGCCGUAUUGAUUUAAAUUUUUUCUUCACGAUGGAUCACUCUCAAGUUGUAACUAUUGAAGACAUUGACAUCAGUGGAAGUUUUGUAUGUGUAGAUGAUAUUGUUGAUUUGGAAAAAGUCACAGAUGGAUUUAGAGAAGACGAUCAUAGUGAAAUCAUGGCAAACAAAGAUGGUGAAUGCGAGGAAGAUCAUGCACAUGAAAUUGUGGGACAUGUUGAUAUUGAAUUAAGCGAGACCCUUAUUUUAACUAGAGUUUUUGGGACGUCAGAAGAAGCUUAUGCUUUUUAUGAUGCUUAUGCAAAAGUUAAGGGGUUCAGAAUACGUAAGCAAUACCAUAACAAGAGUACAAUUACAAAACAACCAUAUAGGUGGAAUUAUGUGUGCUCGAAUCAAGGUGUCAAGAGACUAUGUGAUAAAAGAAUUAAUGUUGACAAAGUCAAAAGGCGAACGGAUACAAGGACUAAUUGUUUAGCAAUGUUACAAAUAAAGUUGGUGGAUGGCCUAUGGAAAGUGGAGAAAUUCAAUGAUACACACAAUCAUCCAUUGAUUAACACUCCAACAAAGGUGAAGAAGUUUCUUUCUGAGAAUGAAUUGAGAUGCUCGGAUUCAACUAAAUCUGUUGUUUCUAAGCUUUUUCAAGAGGGUUUAACAUCUUCAACAAUCUCAAAGGUUGUGAGCGCUAUGAACAAAGAGGUUAAUCUUACUCCCGUUCAAAUCAACAGUAUUAUAUCUAGCCAGCGAAAGAAUAAUGUGGGGCGAGAAUGUCAGUGUAUCAUCAAACACUUUCAAAGGAUGUCCAUGGUUGAUGGAGCUUUUUAUUUUGAUAUGCAUUUGGCAGAAGAUGGAACAUUAAGAAGCAUAUUUUGGGCAGAUGGUAGGUCAAGAGCUGCAUAUGCUCAUUUUGGUGAAGUCCUUGUCUUUGAUGUGACUUACAAAACAAACAAGUUCAAGUUUCCUUUUGCUCCUUUUGUGGGGGUUAAUCACCAUGGGCAGACCAUCUUAUUUGCUGCCGCUUUGUUAGAAGAUGAAACGGAGGCAACAUUUACAUGGUUGUUUGAACAAUUUCGGACAUGUAUGUUUGACAAGUCUCCUGUUGCUAUUAUCACUGAUCAAGAUAAAGCUAUGGGAAAAGCAAUUGCCAAGGUAUUUCCAAGAGCACGACAUCGUUUUUGCGCUUGGCAUAUAAAGAAACAUGUUAUGGAGCACAGUCAAGCUCUACGCGCACAAUUUAAAGAUAGCUUUGAUGUUGACUUCCGUGUGUGGUAUAAAAGUCGAAACAUUGACGAGUUUGAAGGCAAAUGGGAAGUAUUGAGGACUAAAUAUGUUAUUAAAGCAGAUAGUUGGCUAGCUAACAUGUAUUCUUCACGUCAUCAUUGGGCAAAGGCAUACUUGAAAGAUACAUUUUUUGCCGGAAUGACCACAAGUGGCCGAAGUGAGAGCAUCAAUGCAUUUUUUGAUGGAUAUGUCAACUCUAACACAAUGUUAAAUGAUUUUGUUAUCCAGUAUGACAAAGCAAUCAAAUCUAGGAGGGAUGCGGAAGAAGAUGAGGAUUUCAAAACUAGAAAUACAAAAGCAGUUUUGGAGACUAAUCAUCCUAUUGAAGCAAUAGCUGGAGAACGGUAUACAAGAAAAUUAUUUGAAAUUUUCAAAAAGGAGUGGAAGGCUGCCAUACUUGAUUUUUUUCAUGAAAAGAUUGCAACAAAGGAAAACCUUAUCACAUAUCGGGUGGGGUCUCCUAAAGUUGAUAAAGAAUGGUGGGCAAUUGUAGAGUACCAUUUGACAGAAAGCUUCACAGCUCAAUGUUCGUGUGCAAAGUUUGAGACUAUGGGGAUUUUGUGUAAACAUAUUCUAUACAUUAUGAAGAAGAAACAAAUAAUGACCCUUCCUGAAAAAUACAUCUUGUCUAGAUGGACCAUGAAUGCAAUCUAUAAGGCUGAAAAUCUUGUACCCGUUCACGAUGAAACAAAUCCUAAUGGAAUUAGUGCAUUGUCUUUGUGGUCGAUUCAUUCGAAGUGCACUAUGGCUAUUUCUGAAGCAAGAGAUUCUAUUUUUGAGAUUAAAAGAUUUGAUGCUAUGGUUGCUGAAUUUCUACAACAACAGUUGGAAAGAAAAAGAAAAAGAGGUGAAGAUGAACUAAUUACCCAAACAAUUCCACAAGCUUCACUCAUUAAUAAUGUGCGUGAUCUCACUCAACCAGUCAAAAUUGAAGGGUUUCCAGAUUCUAGGACUUUAGCCACCCUAAAGUGUAAGAUGGCACAAGUGAGGAACAAACAAGUGAUUCUAGUUGACUAUGUUACAGGUUUUCCUCAGGAAACAGACAUGAACAUUGUUGAAAGUACCAUAAUUUUGAAGGUUCCAGAAGGUUCCAAUGAAGUGCUGCUCAAGAAUCUUUACUUGUCAUGUGACCCUUACAUGAGAAUCCUCAUGACCAAGGAAGGUCAUGGGGGUCUUCAUGCUUACACCCCUGGCUCUCCAUUAGCAGGACUUGGGGUGGCUAAAGUCCUAGAAUCUGGACACCCUGAUUAUAAGAAAGGUGAUUUAGUAUGGGGUUCUACUAAAUGGGAAGAGUAUAGCUUGGUCCCCUCAACUCAAAUACUUUUCAAAAUUGAGCACACUGAUGUCCCACUUUCCUACUAUACUGGAAUUCUUGGUAUGCCAGGCAUGACAGCUUAUGCUGGAUUCUUUGAAGUAGGAUCUCCCAAGAAAGGAGAGAAUGUUUUUGUUUCAGCUGCCUCUGGUGCUGUUGGUCAACUUGUUGGUCAAUUCGCUAAAUUGACUGGUUGUUAUGUUGUUGGAAGUGCCAGAAGUAAAGAGAUGGUGGAUCUGUUGAAGAACAAAUUAGGAUUUGAUGAAGCUUUUGACUACAAAGAAGAGCCAGACCUCAAUGCAGCUUUGAAAAGGUACUUUCCAGAAGGCAUUGACAUUUACUUUGACAAUGUUGGGGGCAAGACACUUGAUGCUGUACUAUUGAAUAUGAGAGUCCAUGGACGCAUACCUAUCUGUGGAAUGGUGUCACAGGAUAAUCUUACUCAAUUUGAAGGUGUAACAAAUUUGACAAAUCUUAUAUAUAAGCGGGUUCUUAUGCAAGGUUUUCAUGUUUUUGAUUUCUUUCACCUAUAUCCCAAAUUCUUGGAGUUCCUUCUGCCUCGUAUAAGAGAAGAGAAGGUUGUGUAUGUUGAAGACAUAGCUAAGGGCCUUGAAAAUGGCCCUGCAGCUUUGGUUGGCCUCUAUAGUGGUCGCAAUGUUGGUAAACAAGUGCUUGUUGUUGCUCAUGAAUGAAUGCAGAUGCUUGUGUUAUACAUUGUUGUAUUCUAAGUUCUUGUUUUGAAUAUUGAGCACUAUAUAUGUGUGUGGCCUUUGCAAUUGA
Gastrolobium bilobum is the source of this 3696-nucleotide messenger RNA. Its product is annotated as protein FAR1-RELATED SEQUENCE 5-like. The transcript has 7 exons. NCBI's taxonomy places the organism in Eukaryota, Viridiplantae, Streptophyta, Magnoliopsida, Fabales, Fabaceae. The coding region runs from base 360 to 3608 and encodes 1082 amino acids. Gene Ontology annotation, molecular function: zinc ion binding; 2-alkenal reductase [NAD(P)H] activity. The record is from RefSeq and is a predicted model, not a curated record.